Molecule: messenger RNA, 9527 nt
Organism: Hylaeus anthracinus
Lineage: Eukaryota; Metazoa; Arthropoda; Insecta; Hymenoptera; Colletidae
Gene: Efa6
Product: PH and SEC7 domain-containing protein
Exons: 13
Coding region: 549-3923 (1124 amino acids)
Biological process (GO): regulation of ARF protein signal transduction
Molecular function (GO): guanyl-nucleotide exchange factor activity; protein binding; phospholipid binding
Source: RefSeq, a predicted model, not a curated record
CCAUCCAGUCGCGAGGCGUACGCCGGGCAGGGUGGAGGUGUCUGCGUUGUCCGCAAGGAUACGUCGACGGUUGGCCGCGACGCCGCCACGGUUCGCGCAAGGCACAGGUACGAAGUGCGCGCGUUUUCGAGGCGGUAUCGCGAAUAAGCGCAGGAGUGGCGUUUCCGGGCGUAUCGUUUCUGAUGUCGCAUGUUAUGCUUCGCCGUUGACCGUCCCUAGCAGCGAGUAGGAAGGAGUCGGGCCACGAGCGAAGAAGGGAAAACGGGGAAAGGGAAGGAGAUAGUAGCAGUCGUAUCGCGCGGUGCAGUGCGAAAAGUGUUCGGCGAAAGGGGCCUCUGUGCUUUCGUCCCGUGUGCGUGGUUGUGCGCGCGUGUGCCGAACAGCGAGCACGAUAGGAACGUUGACUAGUGACACGCACGGUGUUGGGAAUAAGGAGAUCGAGAGAGACGGGGGAGACACGGGGUCGCCGGAUUAAUCGUUGUGCACUGUGCGACGAGGUUUCGUAAAGGUGCGUCAAAUGACAGUGAGGUGAUCAAUGUGCUCGAAACAUGGCUGAGGAGCUGCUGGUCACCCUGAACCGCGGCGACUCGUCCGGAUUCGGGUUCUCGCUCCUCGGCACCGCUGGUCUGCCGCACGUCAUCUACGACAUCGUCGAGAACUCGCCGGCAGCCAAGAGCGGCAAGGUCGAGGCCGGUGACGUCAUACUCAGGGUGGACGAAGUCGAUGUCAACCGAUUCAGUACUAAAGAAGUGCUGAAAUGUCUGCGGCUCUCGUCGGACCCUGUCACCCUGAAGCUACGAAGGGAUCCAGCAAUAAAAGCGCACGUGCGUCGUUUGUUAACGCCUGGGCAGCCGGUGUGCGACGAAACGGACUCGUCGAAGAUCUCGCACGAGGUGACGACCCUCGCUAGUAAUCCCAGGGCCGUGACGUCAGGGAACGGGGAGAAAACGGAAUCUAGAAAGCCUGGAACCCCAGAAUUGCCAGGUGGCUCGCCCCAGGAACCGACCGGAGCGACGCAAUAUGCGACCAGAAGCAACGGUUCCUACAGCGAUGCUUCCGGUUCCUCCGAGCUGGAGGCGCUUCUUCCACCCGUCGUCGACAGCUUCAAGGAGGAAGAACGAGCCCAAUGGGAGCCUCUGUCUGGCGAUAAGUUCACCAGACAGAAGAACACGCCUAGGUUCGAAGCGUAUAUGAUGACUGGCGACCUGAUGUUGAACCUGUCGCGUACCCAGCAGAGCAGCGGCCUGUUACCGAAACAUCAGAAGAAGGUCGACUCGCUUAGGUACAACAAUCAUCACACCCACCAUCACCAUAAUCACCACAAUCACCACCAUCAUAACUCGGUACCCACCAGUCCUAACGAGAUGCUGGGCCAUCACCGUGCUUACAAGUGCACCGGUUCGAAUUCGGCCAGCACCUCACCGGUGGGGAUCAGCAAACGCGAGAACAGCCAAUGCCCCGGUCAGAGCGACUCUAACAAACCGAACGCCGCGAGUUUCGGUUACUCGAGCGGUUUCGUGCGCACCUCGCGCUCCGAGGAUCAUUUGCAAUUCCAAAAGGACCCGUCGAUGAGCGCGGUGGACAUUGACAUUGACGACGACGUCACGUCCAGCUUGAACACCCUGUUGGACACGCGGCCGGACAGCGGCCAGGGUCUGUCCAGCGAGCGGAUCGUCUGGACGUACAACGCCCCUGUUAGCUCGCCGUCCGCCUCGGAGCGCACCUCGUGCUGCCAAAAUGGCAGCUCGUCGCAAUCCUCGUCGAGUAGCUCCUCGACGGAGGGCACUAGUCCCCAGAGAUCCUUAUCGCCUGCCUCCCCUACCUCGGUCUCGUCCUCCGUCAUGUCCUCCAAUUCUGGAUCCCGUAGGUUCCCACCGCCGGUCCCCACGGGCGCCACCGCGACCGCCCUGGGCCCAUCCGGCGACGGGACCGCCUCCUCGGCCUCCGGGCUUCAUCCCACCAACGGUGACCUCAGUCAGUCAGAGGCAAUCAGCAACAUGUCCAGUCCCGACUACAACGACGAGGAGACUAUGGACAUACUCAGUGCCCGCGAUAUCAUGAUGGUCAGUGAUCCAAGUGACAGUGACUCGACGAUACUGGCCAGCGAGCCGCCCCAGAGGAGGCUCAAGAACGCCUCGCAGUCGUCCAACGCGUACGCGACCGCGCAGGACGCUACCGAGCACAGGAUAGUGAUACAGGUGAAAGGACCGGACAAGGACGCGACGUCCGCGAGGAACACCAGCCCCAGGCAGAACAGACGACGCGGGAACCCCAGCAACGUCGACUUGGUGCCCACCUCCACUGCUCAAGGCACCGCGCAACGGACCUCCGUCACCGCUGCUGGAAGCGUUACCCCUGAAUUCGUUGGAUAUCAGGAGUUGAAGGAGAGCGAGGACGAGAAGGAGGCAUUGAAUAUCUGCAACUACGACGAGAGGCACAGCGGCGCGUCGCCUCCUCAAUCUGCCGACGAAGAGAGCGACAUCGAGAGCUUGCACAGCUUCCAUUACAGUCCAAAAGCAGUGGACUUGCCGUCAGCGGUUCGAUUGGCCAAGAGGCUGUACUCGUUAGACGGGUUCAAGAAGUCUGAUGUCUCCAGACACCUUAGCAAAAACAACGACUUUAGUAGAGCGGUAGCCGAAGAAUACCUGAGAUACUUCAACUUCGAACGGGACACGCUGGACGUGGCUCUCAGAAAGUUCCUUGCCCAGUUCUCUCUGACAGGCGAGACCCAAGAGAGAGAAAGGGUUCUUGUACAUUUCUCCAAGAGAUUUCUCGACUGCAACCCGGGCGCAUUCAAUUCGCAGGACGCUGUUCACACCUUAACUUGUGCUAUAAUGCUGCUCAACACGGAUCUACACGGUCAAAAUAUCGGCAGGAAAAUGUCGUGUAAUGAAUUUAUCGAAAACCUCUCGGAAUUGAACGACGGUGACAAUUUUCCUAGGGAGGUCCUCAAGCAGCUUUACAAUGCUAUCAAAUCGUUCCCCUUGGAAUGGGCCUUAGACGAAGAAGGGGAUGAAACAGCGAACCAAGCAAUUCAGCAAGGUGAUGUUCCAGCGAUAUCUGGAACUGGCAAUCCAUUUCUCGACGUGCCAAAUGUUACGGGUGCUACGGAGUUCAAGAAGGGUUACGUUAUGCGGAAAUGUUGCUACGACUCCAACGGAAAGAAAACACCGUUUGGGAAACGAGGCUGGAAGAUGUAUUAUUGUACGCUGCGAGAACUUGUAUUAUAUUUGCACAAAGACGAGCAUGGCUUCCGUAACGAUAGUUUGCACAACGCGAUACGCAUUCAUCAUGCGUUGGCGACGAAGGCGUCGGACUACACGAAAAAACAACACGUAUUCAGGUUACAGACUGCCGAUCAGGCGGAGUAUCUCUUCCAAACGAGUGAUUCCAAAGAACUACAAUCAUGGAUCGACACGAUCAAUUUCGUGUGCGCGAGUUUUUCCUGCCAACCGUUAGCAGGCGCUGUGGGCUCACAACGAAAAUUUCAGCGACCACUGCUCCCCUGCAGCCACACGAAAUUAUCUCCUAGAGAACAGUUACGGGACCACGAGGAAAGGGUUAGCAAAUUAGAAGCUGAACUGGAGGAGCACAGGCGGCAUCCACCCGAAAGAGGGGCGAAAGCUCUCGCUGUACAGAACUAUAAGGAAAAGGAUGCCUACUUGCAUCACGAGUUGAAAAGGUACAAAACGUACGCGUACUUGCUACGAUCGAGGCUGGCAUUUACAGAGGUGGAGCCAUCAUUGGUAGAGAGCAGUAUCGGUGAAGUGGACGAAGGAAGCGGGGCUCUGCUGAAUUCCGAGGUGGCGUUAGUGCCACCACCUGUUCCCGAUCGGCCAGCCAUAAAUAGGUACAGUUACAGGGCUGCCAUUUACAACCGUAAUCUGCUAAACGGUCAGGACUACGGCGGGGACAUUGGUUGACGUGUGAUGGGUGUCUUUUCAGCAUGUGUGGUCUAGUCUGACCUGCAUACGCAGGCAGAAUCAUCAGCUGAAAUUUGGAAGAAAUAUUAACGAAAACCUAACGAUGUAUUCGACGCAUCACUUGUUAAGUACUGUACUUUACCGUACCGUGUACUCACAUUCUCUUUUAAUAUAUUUAAUCGUGAUUUAUCAGCGGCCAUUAAAAAAACCGGUAGUGGUAGCAUUCGUACAGCGCUAUAGCACAGCAGCAUUACUCGAUCUUUCCAUUGUAUUCUCUUGUAACGGUUUUACUUUCUAUAAUUUCUUUAUUUUCUUUUUUUAAUUCGAUUUAUAUUCAUCGUCGCUCAAGUAUCACAUUUUUCGAUAAGUUUUUAUAACGAUUCAUCCCAUGGAACAUUAUUCAAACCGAAAGUUGGUGUUCUAAGCGCAUACCGGUUAUAACAAACUGGUGAUUGGGUCAGGGUUCUUACACCUAACGCAGUAUAGUGUAAAUGGUUCACUAAUUAUACCCAGUAGAUUGUUAAAGCGUCUAAAAGAAAAAGACUUGACAAGGCCCGAUUAAAAGACUCGUGCCUUGACCGAAGAUAAGACCAGUUACGUAUAGAACAAUUCCGCUAGCCAAAGAAGAAGGUGUUCGAACGUUGACUAACAUCGUAAGAGAAUGGACAUAACUUUAACCGUCAUUCAAUUAAUCCCAAUAUAAGGCUACGUGUAUAAAAACAGUAACAAAACGUAUGUUCAUUAAAAAAAUAACUCACGACUACAGUUUUUAACGAUCGAAUCGCUCUUAAACGUAUUGUAAAAUCUGAUUUUUUUCUGUAUUAACAGAGUGUAAUUUCAAUAGUGAAAUUCUUCAUGCGACAGAGAAAACUUGUUAAAUUCAUUGCAACAUAGUGUCUAAUUAAUGUUAUGCGUAAAUCAUCAUCUGUAACGAUACUUUGUUGCUAUACCAAACUGUGUCUGUCUUCGUACAAAAAAUAUCUUACUCGAGCAUCCUUUCAUGCUUUAUGGUUUCUGCUUUAUGUUCGCUGCUAAUGUUUUAACAACAUAUACUCGACUAGUUCGUGUUGUAUCGCAGGAUUGGUGGUUUUAAGGUAACGUUCGCUUCUUUUGCUACUGUAUGGAAUUCAUUGAGAGCGAAUAUGGGUGCAUCUGGUUUUUUUAUGUUUGAGUGCUACGGACUAAUUCAAGCGUAACAGACUGUUAUCGAAAACUCCACGAUAACUGCAACUUCCAGACCUAAUUCGUCAGUGUUGUCUCCAAGGGACUAGACUGUUCAUAAUGUGCACAGGUUGUUGGAACUUAACAGGGCGAGGAAAUUGAAUUUAUUUUUGCUAUAAUGUACUCUAAUUGGAAGAUACCUAUUAUGAUAUGUUUAUGGUUGUACAGUGGUUAUACUGUUGGCAGUUUGAACAUUUAUAACAAUAUAACCGAACUUGUGUGCAACUACUACGUAUAUUGUACUAAGUGUAACAAAAUUUAAACACAUUAUUGGAAAGCGAAAUUAAAACAAAUAUAUCUCAAUUUCCUUGCAAUCUGUAAAACCACCAUAUAAUCUAUACAUAUUAUAUCAAGACUGUGGGUGGCUAAUAAUUAUGAUUUAUUUUGGACUUUAUGUGUCAUUAAAAAAUUAUUUUGAAGUGAAGAUUUUUAAAAAUAUAGUUUAUCAACGUCAGAGUGUAACGUAACAGACGGAGAGUGAUAUUUUACAAAACUUUACACGACGAAUUCCAAAGUACCUUUAUGUUUAUUGUUGAGUAUUUAUUUAACAGUUAUCACGAUGCACGUGAAGGUUGAAUUAGAAUCGUUGAAUAGAUGUCUUGUUUCUAUCCUUUACGAUGAAAUUAAUUAAGUUCGGUGUCACGAUGUUUUAAUUUCGUUGUUGGCUUGCAACGAAGACGAUUACGCUAAUAGUUGAGCUAUGUUACGGAAGUUAAGACUGGAUAAAAAAAAAAUAUAUAUAUAUAUAUAUAUAUUACGCGCAUAUUUAAAUUCGUUUACGGCACUGUCAAAUUGUGUAUCAGCCACUUUACAAGUGUAGAUGUACAAUAUAUUUUUAUAUUUGGUAUAUUUGUCAUUGUGGAUCUAUUUCCAUUUUAUCUGCGUCCUGGAUUUAUAUGUGUUGCAAUCUGUCGAUGGUUCCAGGUGGCGAAUCUUAUCCUUUGCGAAGAUGUUGAACCAUCGAGUCGUUUGUACGUUUGUUCUGUGAUCGCGUUGUCUUUGCGUUCUGUAAAUUGGUUGAUACGUCAACGAGUAAAAAAAGCGUCUCACUCGGUAGUUUAGUUGAACGAAAGGUUAGUUCGCAAAAGGAAGGAACAACUCUUUCGUUUCUUAUAAAAAUAAAAAUUAAAUAUCGCAGAUAGGACUACGUAGGCCUCACCUUACUCUAAUCACUGUUCUGACAUUACGUUUAGAUGCAUAACGGUAGCAUUUAUCGAUUACUCUAGCCUUUUUAAAAACGACUAUAAAGUAUCGUAUAUAUAUAUACAUGUAUGUAUAUACUGUGUACAUAUAUACAAAUAUAUGUAUAUAUAUAUACGUAUAAUUAUUCUUGCAUAAAAGUAUUACGUAAUAAGUCAAAUGCUUUAUCAAACGUUACGACAAAUUUUUGAAGGAAGUGUGACGAUUAUAUUCAGAACUUUAAACAAAGAGAGAGUUCGAUGUUUUUAUUCCUGUCAGAAUAAAAACUUUCAUACCGUUUUUACUUAAUAAAAUAUAAUUCUUUGAUACUAUUUAAGUUGUGUUUGAUAUACGAGGGAUAUUGAAGUAUUUGUUUCGAAGCGGUUAGCCGAGGGUUUCUUAUUCAUUAAUUUUCUAGAUCAUUUUUUUUUAACGAUUUAAAAAUUGAAUGAAAGGCUUAAUACACUGAAAUAGAAGAGCGUUUGUAAGUAUUACAUAAUUAUUUUAUGCCAAAAUGUUCUAAAUCUAAUAAAACGACACAGUGUACUCUUGGGAAUCCAAUAAUCAGGAACCUGCUAAUUUCUUUCCUUUCGGUUUUAAGAGUCAAUCAAAACCGACGAUUUUUCAGUGGCUAAUAGAAUGAAGUUUAUCUAGCGGUUAUAGUACAACUUUUUUGUAUUAUAAAUUUGCGAGUAUCUUCUUAGAGCAGACGUUAAACGAAUCUGUUUGUUGACUAGUCGAAUUAGCGUUAUUAGACAUGGUUCCUGUAAAUCAUGUUGCUGCUCAGUAUCUAAGAGUAUAUAUAUAUAUUAAUUUAAAACGUGUACUGGUAAAUAUAUUUCAUUACUUUUGUAUUUCGAUUGUAGCUAGUUGUGCUUCGAUUCUCCGUUUACUAUUUUUAUUAAUGCCAUCCUUUUGUAUCGUUCUCGAGAAGUCGUUCGCUACAUCUAAUCAUAGUGUACACUAGACCCCCUGUACAUAAAACUGUAUUAUAUGUGGAUAAUAUAAACAAUUAUUAUAAACUAUAUAAUGCUAAUGGCAAUAAAGAUAAACAGUCUCCAGAUUACAUAGAUUCACAAGUUUCAUAUGCGAAUCCCAAAGUUUCAGAUACCAGUAGGUACUCUUCUAACGUAUAUGCACUUGCAUUUGGUUUGAUGGAAGUUGCAUGCAACACGUUCAUACAUAUCGUUAGACGUUUAGCGUAAUAUGCACGAAUGCCUACAGUUCUGUAUACUCUAUGCACAUUAAUUUGAUGAUUCUAUGUACACUAUUUAUUAUUUUAUCACUUACUUUUUAGCAGUUUAAGUAAAAUUCAUGGUAAUUAUAAUUACGUUAAUAAUCACAAACAAUAGAAAUAAACCUCUAUUUUUCAUUUGGUAUGAUUGCUUGCAGGUUCCUUUGCAAUUUUACGACUAACACAAACUAUUUAGAAUCGCAUGAAACACGAAUAUCGCGCAACAAAAUUACUUUUUUUAAUUAUUAUUUCUACUUCAGUGUCUAAUUUCUAUUGCCAGAUUUUCAGCUGCGGACAAUGUUGUACAAAUAAGCAUGGUACUACACUGUCACACGUUAAUACAAUUGCAAUUACGUAUAACCAGAACUUGGUGUAAUUAUGAAAUAUCAUUUAACAAAAAUUUGAAGUUCAAUCAAAACUUGGUGGUAUAUUUUAUUAUGUAGAUUAUACCUUUUCAAGCUCUUUGUGAACAUAAAUUGCCCAGACAACGUUUUAAUUUAAAAAUAUAUUUCUGUUAAACAUUAAUACAUUUUUCUAAAAGUACUGUUUACAAAGAGUGGAGAUGUAUAAGCUAUUGUAAAGACAAAUUGAUCAACUCCGAACUGAAUUGUCUCCUACAACAAUGCUUUUAAAUUCAGAAGCGAAAUGUGAACAUAUUGAAGCUUCUCUUGCAUUAUGAACCGUUAUUAAAUAAUUAUAUAAUGAUUGUAUUAAUUUAUUGCAUGCAACAGGAUUGAGGCAGUGUCAUCGUGAACGAAGUCGGCAGAUCAUCGUCGAAACUGUUUCAACGUGCAUCGAAGUUACAAUGCACAAGUUUCAUGGGUGAAAAUUUGUUGGAAGAUUUUCAUUUCUUAGGACAUUUUAUUCUUAUAUACAUAUGUCACAUCGAUAAACAUCCGUUUUUCUUUGUUGAAAAAGUGAAAACGAUACGUCACGUUAAAAGUAUUGUCAAUUGAAAAUUCGUCAUGAUUAUUUCUUCGAAUUAACCCCAAAAGAGAUUUCGAAUUUAAGGUAUUUUUCUAGUGUUUUCUUUAGAUGAAUCAUUUAAUGCUCGUCAAGUUGUCUAACGAAAUAAAAUUACCAUGAGAUUAUCGUUAAAUAAUAUUAUUACAACUUAAUUUUCAAAGUGAGACAUGCUUCGAGAUGUAAGUUACAAAGUGAUACGUAAUGUUCUCGGUUGAAGACGAUCUAACGAAGAAACGAUAUUUUCCAGUUGGUCUUUUUGCGAAAAGAGCAGCUCGAAAAUUUGUUCGAAGAAAUCUACUAAGCUACUCGAAGGUUUAAUAUUACAUUAAGGAAUUAUUGUAAGAUAAUUUCACACAAAUAUGAUGCUACAACUAUGAAAUUCAGUAAACCUGUGAAGCUGAGGACGAAACCGCAUGAAUUGCAGAAAGUGUAAUUAUCUAAAAUGCAAAAGUAUUUGUUGACAUGUUAGUUAAAAAUACUCGAUAAGUCCUCGCUAUAGAUUGAUUGUGUUAGAGAUAAUAUAAAGUAUACGAUCGAGAUCAAUGUGUAUGUUUAGAGCAGCAGUGUCGAUCACGUAUAAGUUUUGUGAAGCUGUUUUUAUAGUGAAGAUUUACAAACGCGUUAAUUAUUGUCCGAAUCAUCAUAGUACACAGGUGUGUGCGUGUGUGUGUUCUCCUUUUUUUUUAAGCGUUGUACCUUGUUUUCGUACUUAUUUACGCUUAAGGUGAUAAUUAAUUUCUUAAUUGUACAUAAGUUAUUGUAACGUUAGCUCGCCUUUACAAUUAUAUUCUGCAUAAAUGCCAAAGAAUUGCAUUUAAAAUACAUUUUCAUUGCAAUGUAUUUUUUACUCGCAUUUACGUUCGUAUAUUCAUCAUUAUUACAUUAUUUGCUUUUUUGAUACUUUGUAAUGUAUUGCUCUCUCUGUCUCUCUCGGUUCAUCUCAAUUUGUAUAAUUGAAUUUGUCGAAGACUUAGUAGAAUUUAUUCUGUAUAAACACAAACUAA